ACUAGCAGCAACAUCCCUCUCAUGCGGGUGGUCCAGUCCAUCAAACACACCAAGAGGCGGAGCUCCACUGUAGUGAAGGAGGGCUGGAUGGUACAUUAUACGAGCAGGGACAACCUGAGGAAGAGACACUACUGGAGGCUGGAUAGCAAGAGUCUGAGUCUCUUCCAGAACGACACUGGAGCCAAGUUCUACAAAGAAAUCCCUCUGUCCGAGAUCCUUCAGGUGGAGCAGUCCAGAGACUACAGCAGUCUGGCCCAGGGCAGCAACCCUCACUGCUUCGAGAUCAUCACGGCGACCAUGGUGUACUACGUGGGAGAGAACAACGGCAGCCACUACCACAGCCCUGCUUUGGCUGCCUCAGGAGUGGGUAUGGAGGUUGCACAGGGCUGGGAGAAGGCCAUCAGACAGGCCCUGAUGCCUGUCACCCCCCAGCCCAGUGUGGCCAGUGCUGCCGGACAGGGUAAAGAUCACAAAGAGUUGUCCAUCAGCAUAUCUGUGUCCAACUGCCAGAUCCAGGAGAAUGUGGACAUUGCCUCGGUUUACCAAAUAUUUUCUGAUGAGGUGCUGGGGUCAGGCCAGUUCGGCAUCGUGUAUGGAGGCAAACACAGAAAGAGCGGCAGAGAUGUGGCCAUUAAAGUCAUCGACAAGAUGAGGUUUCCCACCAAGCAGGAGAGCCAGCUAAGGAACGAGGUGGCCAUAUUACAGAAUCUGCACCACCCAGGUAUCGUCAACCUGGAGUGCAUGUUCGAGACGCCAGAGCGGGUCUUUGUUGUCAUGGAGAAGCUGCACGGCGACAUGCUGGAGAUGAUCCUGUCCAGCGAGAAGAGCAAACUGCCUGAACGAAUCACCAAGUUCCUGGUCACACAGAUCCUGGUGGCCUUGAGACAUCUGCACUUCAAAAACAUUGUUCACUGUGAUUUGAAGCCUGAGAAUGUACUACUGGCUUCUGCAGAGCCCUUUCCUCAGGUGAAGCUGUGCGACUUUGGCUUUGCUCGCAUCAUCGGCGAGAAGUCGUUCCGGCGCUCUGUUGUGGGCACACCGGCUUACCUGGCCCCAGAGGUGCUGCGCAGCAAAGGCUAUAACCGCUCCUUAGACAUGUGGUCGGUGGGGGUCAUCGUAUACGUCAGUUUGAGCGGGACGUUCCCUUUCAACGAGGACGAGGACAUUAACGAUCAGAUCCAGAACGCUGCCUUCAUGUACCCACCUACGCCCUGGAAGGAUAUCUCCGCUGAGGCCACAGAUCUGAUCAACAAUCUUCUCCAGGUCAAGAUGAGGAAGAGGUACAGCGUGGACAAGUGUCUCAGCCAUCCGUGGUUACAGGACUAUCAGACGUGGCUGGACCUCAGGGAGUUUGAGACGCGACGAGGCGAGCGCUACAUCACCCAUGAGAGCGAUGAUGCACGCUGGGAGGAGUAUGCAGACGAGCACAGUCUUGUUUACCCCAAACACUUCAUCAUGGCUCCCAACCUUGACGACAUGGAAGAAGACCCCUAGGGGCACGGGGGACUUACUACGCAGCAUGUGUCAAAGGACAAGGAUUGUCACAGGGACUUUAUUUGCAUGAAGCUUUUGGGAGCGCCGGAUUUCCCCUCCAGGACUGUUUGUUGUGGAAACAGAGAGAAGCCAAUCAGACGGAGAGUUCUGCUCCGCAGGCUUUAAAAGUGGGGAAAACCCCCAAAUCGUAGCUUGAUGCUCUGCUACAAGAAGCAGGCAGGUGGAGACGCCGGCCACAGAAAUGCAUUAAACAAAAGGAGAGAAGGGUGUUCUCUCCUCCUUUUUGCACAACAUCAAAACAUUCCAUGGAUUUUUCUCCACAAGCCAAAAUACGCAAGGUGAAAGUUUAGUUAGUGUACACGAUUUAGAUGAAUUUUGAGUAAGAACAUGACUCUUAUGUUCUGUAUGUGACAGACGAGUUCAGAAAGAGAUCUUACCCAAGGAGAAAAGGGCACUUUUCACAAGGGAUUUACAGCCUGAGAAUCAAACACGCUCGAGUUUGCUCUCAUGUCCGAACUGUUUGUGAGACUGUCCUUUGGCAUGAAACUGGAACUAUCACAUGUAUUUGUAUGUUGUUGGUUUUUAAUGUAUUUAGUAAGUGUGGUAGGUUUUUGCACUAUCUUACCACGGAGCAUAGCAAAUGAAUAGGAAACACUAUUCGCUGCUACAGAGAGCAAACGGCUUUCAAGUGUCCGGUCAGGGUGCAAGAGUUAACUAAAGUUGAUGCAGCAGUUUUCAACAUUACAUCAAGAUCUGUUUUUACUUUGUAAGUUUUAUCAACUUUCCUUGCAAGUGACAGACCCUGACCAAACAUGUUCACAAAAGCUAUUCAUUUCCAAACUAUUUAUCUUUAUCGAUAUUGUUGAUUUUAAGUUUUACAGGACUAAAAACCCUGAAGUAAAAUGCCAUAAUGGGGUUAAACUCAACAGUGGGCUGUGUGUUAGAGCAUCAUGUUUCUGUGUCACCACUCUCUGCAUGUACUUAUGCAGUAUUUCUGAAUGUGACCCUAAAUUCUGAUGUACAGUGUGUCCAGAAAGUUUUCAGACCCGCUCACGUUUUUUUCCCCACAUUUUCAUUUGUUGCAGCUUUAAGAUAUGAUCACAUAAGAUCAACUUUAUUUAUCCCAGGCUGGAGAAAUCCACUUGUUACAGCAGCUGUUACUCAGAAUGAGGUAGACAAGUAGAAUAUUUUUUUUUGAAUGCUCCAAAAUUCCCCCCCACAAUCUACACUCAACACCCAUAAUAGCAAAGCAGAGUUCUAUAAACUGUAUACAUCACUAGGAUGCCACUCAAUAGAAUAGAAUACCCCCCUUUUUUUGUCCGAACCAUAUUUCACACACUGCAUAAUACAUAAGAUUAAUUUAAUCAAGAUCCAUACAUUUUUCCUGAGAAAUCAAAGAAAUGUGGAAAAUCUCACAAUGCAAAAAAAAGUUCCCAAAAAAUCCUGGAUACCUAUCUUGAUCCAGAGCUGCACCAAAAUUGAAUAGGUUCCUCUUUGAGCUGUGUCCCACCCCUCCACUAGAUUUUGUAGAAAUUGGUUCUUUAGAUUUUGCAUAAUCCUGUUAGCUAACAAACAAACGCAGGGCAGAGGUUAUAAACAAGAAAAUAAGUGAAGUGAUUUGAAUACUUUCUGAUGUACUGUAAGUGUUUGUCUGAAAUGUUGCAUCGCCACACACAAGUCAACCUAAGUUUUCACAUGGAACAGGAUACUGGUGUCCAUUGUCUUGUUUAAUAGGUUGUCUGGACCAUUUUGACAGCCCCCUGUGUCUAGACAGUAGACAUCGUAGAAACAUCAGUAUGAGUACAGUUCGGUUCACAUGGGAGUUUAUAGUGCUACAGUUUUAUAGUUUGCUUUAUUGGCGUGUUUUGGGAGUACAUUCCUCUUUCCUGUUGUCCUCUUCCCUGUCUUUGUUGCCGCUGGAUUGGCAGGUGUCAGUGUUUUGUAUAUUUCAGUUCAUACCAAUGGAAUA
Messenger RNA from Paralichthys olivaceus (Japanese flounder), 3463 nucleotides. The record is from RefSeq and is a predicted model, not a curated record. Lineage: Eukaryota; Metazoa; Chordata; Actinopteri; Pleuronectiformes; Paralichthyidae.